Callorhinus ursinus (northern fur seal) is the source of this 1275-nucleotide messenger RNA. Lineage: Eukaryota; Metazoa; Chordata; Mammalia; Carnivora; Otariidae. The record is from RefSeq and is a predicted model, not a curated record.
AUGGUGGGGACCCACAACCUGCUGGCCUAUGUGAAGCACCUGGCGGGCCAGAACCAGGAAGCCCUGGGGAGCCUGCAGGAGGCUGAAGGCUUAAUCCAGCAGGAACGUGGUGCCCAAUCAGAUGUGAGACUUCUGGUCACAUGGGGCAACUACGCCUGGCUGUAUUACCACAUGGGAAGACCCGAAGAAGCCCAGGCUUACCUGGACAAGGUAGAGAACACCUGCAAGGAGUUCGGGGCUCCCUCCCGCUACAGGAUGGAGUGUCCCCAGAUGGACUGUGAGGAGGGAUGGGCCUUGCUGAAAUGUGGAGGAAAGAAUUAUGAACGGGCCAAGGCCUGCUUUGAGAAGGCUCUGGCAGUGGACCCAGAAAACCCUGAAUUUAGCACUGGGUAUGCGAUCACCACCUACCGCCUGGACGUCUUUAACAAAGCAACACAGGUUAGUGAGGCAUUCUGUCUGCAGACCCUGAAAGAGGCCAUCAGGCUAAAUCCAGAAGAUGCAUAUAUUAAGGCUCUCCUUGCCCUGAAGCUUCAGGACAUAGGCCAAGAAGCUGAAGGAGAAAAGCACAUUGAAGAAGCACUGACCAACACGUCCUCGCAGACCUACGUCUUCCGAUACGCGGCCAAGUUUUACCGAAGAAAAGGCUCUCUGGACAAAGCUCUUCAGCUCUUAAAAAUGGCCCUGCAGGCCACCCCCUCCUCUGCCUUCCUGCACCACCAGAUAGGGCUUUGCUACAGGGCACAAAUGAUCGAAAUAAAGAGAGCUGCCAACUGGCAGCCCAGAGGACACAUUAGAGAAAAUGUCCACAGAUUGGUUCACUUGGCUAUAGAUGAAUUUCAAAAGGCUUUGAUGAUAAGGCCCACAUUUGAGUUGGUUUAUGUUGUACUGGCUGACAUGUAUGCAGAAUUAGGCCAACACACAAAGGCUGAGGACACUUUUCAGAAAGUGCUGUGCAUGAAGAACAUCAAUGAUCAUCUACAGCAAAAGAUUCAUUACUGCUACGGCCAUUUCCAAGAAGUUUACAAGAUAUCUGUAGAUAAAGCAAUCACCCAUUAUUUAGAAGGUCUCAAAAUCAAGAGAGCCUCCCACAACAGGGAAAAGAUUCUCACUGCCUUAGAGAAGCUGGCUAAAAGAUGGGUUCAACAAAAUGUACAUAUGGUGGAAAGUUUGAGCAUCCUUGGGUUCAUCCACAAAUUGAAAGGGGAAGUGAGUGAAGCCUUGGAGUGUUAUGAGAAAGCUCUCAGGCUGGCUGCUGACUUCAACACCGUGAUUUGA